CCAAAAAAAAUGAAAAGAUAACAAACAGAAAAUGGCGGUCUGUUCUUCACUCUCAGUUCUAUCUGCCAAUUCAGCCCCAAGAGUCAUUUCCAAUCCCUUAGAAACUAGGGUUAGUUUUUUGAACCUCCCCAAAACCCUAUCUCCUAUGCCCUCCAAAUUGUGUGGAAACCAGUGGAAGAAUCGCAGGCUCACGAAGUUAAACCGUGCUGGACUUUCUCAGAUUGAGCCCGAUCUCAACGAAGACCCGGUUGACCGUUGGGCCACCAACAGUGUUUCCCCUGACGAUUUCAAGUACGGGGAGUAUGAUGGGCACCACACGUACCACGAAGGCGAAGAAAAAGGAACUUUUUGGGGACUACUAGCAGAAGAGAUUGCAGGUGUAGGACCUCCUACGGGUUUUCAGGGGUUUAUUUCAUGGCUCUUCCUCCCAGCAAUUGCUGCUGGGAUGUUCUUCCAAGUCCCGAUGGUGUACUUGUUCAUAGGAGCAGGCUUGUUUACAAUAGUAUUUACCAUAAUUGAGCUGGAUAAGCCAGAUCAACCUCACAACUUCGAACCUCAAAUAUACAAUAUGGAGAGAGGAGCUCGUGACAAGUUGAUAGCUGACUACAAUACCAUGAGCAUAUGGGACUUCAAUGAGAAAUAUGGGGACCUCUGGGAUUUCACUGUGAUAAAGGAUGACAUAACAAAGAGAUAGUUUUCCCCUUAGCAUAUGGCGUCAUGAGAGUAACCAAUUCAUGUAUGAAAGUGGUGUAUGAGUGAUGGUGGUGGAAUGGCUAUCACAGAGGUUGCACGUGGCAGCACUGGUAAUAUUGGAGAUCACUGGGACUAGUUUCAUUUGCCAGCUGGGAGAGAGGAGGUGGUAGGGGUGGCCGGGUGGGUAUACAUUAGGCUUUUAUAGUUACCAUUUCCAGUUAAUUAUGCACCAUGGAAUAUUACCAGUCAGUUGAAUAGCUUUAUGAGGAGGGCAACAUUGUUUAGAUGCCCUGAGCUGGCUUGAUGAUUCUCUCUUUACAUACUAAUAUAUACCAUGUCUUCUGAAUUCUGCUCUUUUUCAUAUUGCAACAAUAUCUCUUCUCGAUGUUCAUUGUAAUUUUCAUGGUUUGUGUUGUUUAUUCAAGGGCUUCAGCAAACUAUGUGUAGGCCUUUGAGUAACAGCGCGGUGAAAGAGCAACAGAGGUUCUCAUGAUU
This is a messenger RNA of Alnus glutinosa, 1188 nucleotides long. Its product is annotated as photosynthetic NDH subunit of subcomplex B 5, chloroplastic. The record is from RefSeq and is a predicted model, not a curated record. Bases 32 to 694 code for a protein of 220 amino acids. NCBI's taxonomy places the organism in Eukaryota, Viridiplantae, Streptophyta, Magnoliopsida, Fagales, Betulaceae. Gene Ontology annotation, cellular component: chloroplast. Gene Ontology annotation, biological process: response to oxidative stress. The transcript has 6 exons.